Messenger RNA from Aphanomyces astaci, 4049 nucleotides. RefSeq lists its product as hypothetical. Gene Ontology annotation, molecular function: ATPase-coupled intramembrane lipid carrier activity; ATP hydrolysis activity; magnesium ion binding. Gene Ontology annotation, biological process: phospholipid translocation. Gene Ontology annotation, cellular component: plasma membrane. Bases 43 to 3933 code for a protein of 1296 amino acids. Lineage: Eukaryota; Oomycota; Saprolegniomycetes; Saprolegniales; Verrucalvaceae. The record is from RefSeq and is a predicted model, not a curated record. The transcript has a single exon.
CUUCGACGUUGACCGCCACCACCGUGUGCUCAACCCAGCAUCAUGACGAAAGCUCAUUGUUCGUCAAUCCAGCACCCACAGCAAACCCAACAGCUACGACGACAUAUUUCCCUCCACGACCCGUCGAUGAACGCUGGCUUUGAGAGCAACCACGUCCGCACGCACAAGUACACGACCGCGACGUUUGUGCCAAAAUUCCUCCUCGAAUCGUUUCGCAAAGCCGCCAACAUGUAUUUCCUCGCGGUGUGCGUUUUACAGUGUGUCAAGAGCAUCUCCAACACGAACGGCUUGCCCACGACGCUGCCAACCCUUGUGUUCAUUUUGCUUGUCGACGCUGCGUUUGCCAUCCAGGAAGACAAGAAGCGGCAUGUGGCUGAUCACGUCGCCAACCACCGCAUGGUUCAUCUUCUGAGGCACCCGUCAUCUUCUUCUUCGAUAUGUCAAUCAUCUACCGGAACGGACCAUAGUCGCGCCACUAGCGACGUAGUCUUCACGGCGCGGCCAUGGGCCGACCUCCGCGUCGGCGACUACGUCCAGUUGUUCAACCGGGAAGUGAUUCCUGCCGAUAUUCUAAUCCUGGCUGUGCAUAGUCGUGACCAGCGGCCACAAUGCAGCAGCAGUCACAACGACGACGGUGGUCACCGCCCUUUCAAUGCCGAUGUUCGUGGGGCCAUCGAGACAUUGUGCUACGUCGAAACCAAGUCGCUCGAUGGAGAAAGCAAUAUGAAAGUCCGAGAAGCACUCGACGUGACCGCAACCAGGUGUCGGGGGCCAGCAGACCUUCUAAAACUCCGGGGGCAUGUGCUAGCCGAGCCUCCCAACAACCACACACACAGUUUUAGCGGCGUGCUGACAUUGGACACAAGGUCGCCGACGACGGCAACGACAUCAAAGGAGGGGACAGUAUCGACCCCCAUCACCCUAACCAACAUGCUGCUGCGGGGGUGUACAUUGCGCAACACCGAGUUCGUCUACGGCGUCGUGGUGAGCACUGGCGGGGACACCAAGAUCAUGCGAAGCAACAAACCCACGGCUUCGAAAGUGUCUCGACUGGAUUCAUGUGUGAACCAGUACAUUGGUGUGUUGAUCCUCAUGCUCAUCGCCUGCUGCUUGAUGGCCGCGACGGGAAACUUGCUCUGGCUUUACUUUCACGAAUCGCGUACGCCAUACUUAGCGUUGUUGGAGCCACCUUCGUCGUCCAACACGACAGCUCCAUCGUCGUCGGCCACAACCUCUGCCCUCACUACCUACGGCACGACGUUUUUCUAUUACUUCCUGCUCAUGUACCAGUUCAUCCCCAUAUCGCUAUAUGUGUCCAUUGCGUCGGUCAAGUACAUUCAAGCAUGCUUUAUGAUGUGGGACGUCGACAUGUAUCACGCAGCGUCCAACACACCGGCGUUGGUGCGAUGUAUGGCUUUAAACGAAGAACUUGGUCAAGUCACCCACGUCUUCUCUGACAAAACGGGCACCCUCACAUGCAACACAAUGGAGUUCCGCAAGUGCUCUAUCGGUGGUGUCUCGUACGGGCGAGGGAGUCCCCCAGCCCGCUACUUGUCGUGGCCACCCCCAAGCCCCCUCCCCAAGCCCCUACCUACGACCACGACCCCCCACGUCAACUUCCAUGGCCCUGAGCUGUAUGCUCACAUGGAUGGCGCCGUGGGCGCCGAUCAAGCAAAGAGAAUUGACCUGUUUCUGACCGUUCUGGCUGUGUGUCACACUGUCCUGCCCGAGACGCCCUCGUUGAUGACUUCGAUCCGUCCAAGUGACGUAGACUCUGACCAGGUCAGUAAGGCCGAUUGUUCUGACCCAGCGCUGACCGCCGUAACCUACUCGGCCGCCAGCCCCGACGAGCAGGCACUAGUGUGUGCUGCAGCGUUCUUCAAGUACGCGUUCGUCAGUCGCACGCAAAAAACGACGUCAGUACGCAUCCACGACUCCCUCGUGACAUUUGACACGCUGGCCAUCUUGGAAUUCAAUUCGACGCGGAAGCGCAUGUCGGUCGUGGUGCGUUCAAAUUCGCCGAGUCGGACCAUCUACUUGUUUACGAAGGGGGCCGAUGGAGUUGUGAUGCCGCGACUGGCGCCUCCCCGAGGGACUGCCGACCGGACACUUGUGGACCUUACGAACGGACAUAUUUCAGCGUACGCGAAGGAAGGGCUGCGAACGCUGGCGGUCGCGUACAAGGAGCUGUCAGCGUCGGCGUUUUCCAAGUGGAGCGUCACGUACGACGCGGCGGUGGCGUCGCUGGACGACAUGGAACGGUUCAAGAGCGGGCAGCUGCCGAAUGCCAUCGACGAGUGUAUGGACGAGUUGGAGGUGGAGUUGCACCUGCUUGGCGCCACCGCCAUCGAAGACAAGCUACAGGACGGCGUCCCUGAGGCCGUGGGCACGUUGAUUGACGCCGGAAUGAAGCUGUGGAUGCUCACGGGGGACAAGGACGAGACCGCCAUCAACAUUGGAUACGCGUGCAACUUGCUCCAGCAAUCCAUGCGACUCAUCACGCUCACGGCCAAGAAGUUUCCCACUGCCGCUGCCACGUCCAAGGAAAUCACCGACCAGCUGUAUCAAAUCAGCAUAUCCGGAAGCGCGCCCAUAAGUGCUCCAAAGAUGUCGCGGGCGCCGUCGCUUCUCCGCAGCAGUCGCGCGCCAAGCCUUCGAAGUCGAUCGCGCACAAAGUCGCAUUUGACGCUGUCCCAGUCGCGCAUUUCGCUGCGCAACACGUCGGCCGACCCGACGGCGCUCGUCGUGGACGGCGACUGCGUCUACCACGUGAUGCGACAUUGCCCCACAACGUUCCUCAACCUCGCUCAAAAGUGUAAAGUCGUGUUGGCGUGUCGCGUGUCCCCGGCUCAGAAGGCGGCCCUGGUAGCCCUCGUCAAGGAAAACGUGCCGUCCAGUCGGACGUUGUCCAUUGGCGACGGUGCCAACGACGUGCCGAUGAUCCAGGAGGCCCACAUUGGGGUCGGCAUCUCAGGCCAAGAGGGCCUCCAAGCAGUCAACGCCAGUGACUACGCGUUGGCGCAGUUCAAAUUUCUGCGCCGGUUGCUCUUGGUCCACGGCCGUGCCAACUACGAACGUCUAGCUAAGUUGGUGCUAUACAUUGUGUACAAGAACGUCCUGUUGCUGGUGGCGCAGUUUGCAUUUUCCAUGCAGACGGGGCUGUCGGGCCAGAAAAUGUACUUGGAGUGGGGCGUGCAAGUGUACAACGUGUUGUUAACGGCGGCGCCGAUUGUCGCGCUCGCCGUGAUGGACCACGACGUCCGCGACGAGAUUGUGCUGCGACUGCCGGCGUUGUAUCGAAGUGGCCCGCUUAAUGUGCACAUCAACCAUCGCAUGUUUGGGCUCUGGGUGCUUUCGGCCGUCGUUGAAGCUGUCACGAUUGUCUUGGUGUCGGUCGCGGCGCUCGAAAAUAGCUCCGGCGUGGGUGGUGAGAGCCCCGGCUUGUGGUUUCUUGGGAACAUCGUCAUGACCCUGAUCGUCGUGGCGGCAAAUACUAAGCUUGUGUUUGUGCACCAUCGGUUCAAUGGGUUGAACCCGGUGCUGCUCGUCGGGUCCGUGGCCAUGUGGGUUGCGACUGCCGUCACCGCGUCGCACUUUCCGUUGCUCGCGGGGAUCAAUUGGUACAACAUGGUGGCGUUUACACUCGCCCAGCCGGUGGUGUGGAUCACAGUGCCGUUCGUGAUCGUCGUGGUGACCGGCUACAGCUUCGUCGUGCGAGCUAUCGCCGUCACAUGGUACCCGUCGGCGUCGGACAUUGUCAAAGAGUUUGUCCUGGUGCAAAAGACUGCCAAGAAGUCGCCAUCCCAGCGAGUGUCCAAGAUUGCACCGCAUACGAACGGACCUCCAGGUCCUGUAAGUGGACGAGCAAAGCUCAGUGGGACCCCUCAAGCUGGAAACUCCAGACUUCGCAGUGUCGUCGAGCUAGAGGCUUGACGAUACAAUUAUUUUUGCAAUAACGCUAUUGAAAAUCGUCUUACAGCCAAUCAACGAGGAGAUUGAGCUGUCUAUACUAUUUCCACCAAUAAGAAAGAGAAAUGGCCAACCGAGAG